AUAACAUUUUUGGUGCUGAAAGGGAAAACAGCCUUGCUACUAACAUUUUUGACCGCCUAUAAAAUCCACCAACCACCAAAGAUUUCGGGUGAAAUUCUUUCCGUGUUGUGAGCUCCGUUGUCACUGUUGCCUCUGUUAUACCUACCGCGGUUCAAAUGGAAAGCGGAGGAAUGAGUAAGAACUCAACCCUAAUUUGUGUUCCUAUAAUGGGGGAAACAAUUGAAAAGAUGGUGGUGGACAUGAGUAAGGCAAAAACUAGUGGUGCAGACCUUGUGGAGGUCCGAUUAGAUACUUUGAAGCGCUUCAAUCCUCGCCAAGAUCUUGAAGUCCUAAUCAGAAAGUGUCCUUUACCUACUCUGUUCACUUACAGACCAAAAUGGGAAGGCGGCCAGUAUGAAGGUGAUGAAAACAGCCGAAGGGAUGCACUGCGAUUAGCGAUGGAACUGGGAGCUGAUUAUGUUGACAUUGAGCUUAAGGUUGCUCAUGAGUUCAUCAAUUCCAUACAUGGAAGGAAGCCUGAAAAGUUCAAAGUUAUUGUUUCAUCGCAUAACUAUCAAAAUACUCCAUCUGUUGAAGAUCUUGGCAACCUUGUGGUGAGUAUACAGGCAACUGGUGCUGACAUAGUGAAGAUUGCAACAACUGCCUUAGAGAUUACUGAUGUGGCACGCAUCUUUCAGAUAACUGUCCAUUCUCAAGUAAGCAGUGUUCCGGUAAUAGGACUGGUCAUGGGUGAGAGGGGUUUGAUUUCACGGAUACUUUGCCCCAAAUUCAGUGGAUAUCUCACUUUUGGUUCACUGGAGCCCGGAAUAGUAUCAGCUCCUGGGCAACCGACAAUCAAAGAUCUCCUCAAUUUAUACAAUUUCAGGCAGUUAGGGCCUGAUACUAAAGUAUUUGGAGUUAUUGGGAAGCCUGUUAGUCACAGCAAAUCACCUCAUUUAUACAAUGAAGCAUUCAAAUCAGUUGGUUUUAAUGGAGUUUAUGUGCAUUUAUUGGUGGAUGACAUUGCAAAAUUUUUUCACACUUACUCAGCCGCUGAUUUUGCUGGUUUCAGUUGUACGAUUCCUCACAAGGAGGCUGCACUUAAGUGCUGUGAUGAGGUCAGUCCAGUUGCAAAGUCAAUAGGAGCUGUUAAUUGCAUUAUCAGGAGACCAAGUGAUGGAAAGUUAUUUGGCUACAAUACUGACUAUGUUGGUGCUAUUUCUGCUAUAGAGGAUGGACUAAGAGAUUUACAUAAAAUUAGCAGUACAAGUGGUUCCCCCUUAGCUGGUAAACUGUUUGUAGUCAUUGGUGCUGGUGGUGCUGGAAAGGCACUAGCAUAUGGUGCAAAAGAAAAGGGCGCAAGAGUUGUGAUUGCCAAUCGCACUUAUGCACGAGCAAGAGAACUUGCAGAUGCAGUUGGAGGGGAUGCUUUAUCUCUUGCUGACUUGAAUAAUUUUCAUCCGGAGAAUGGUAUGAUCCUUGCAAAUACAACAUCUAUAGGAAUGCAGCCAAAGGUUGAUGAAACACCCAUUUCUAAGCAUGCUCUGAAAUAUUACUCCCUUGUUUUCGAUGCCAUUUAUACUCCCAAAAUAACCAGACUAUUGCGGGAAGCACAAGAGUCCGGAGCCACAAUUGUUACCGGGCUGGAGAUGUUCAUUGGGCAGGCAUAUGAGCAGUUUGAGAGGUUCACAGGAUUGCCUGCACCAAAGGAACUAUUUAAGCAAUUCAUAUCAAAUUUGCAAUAAACGAGGCCAUUUUUGGCUUAUCUCUGGUGCGGAUCUUAUACAGAGCUGUCCUGUUGAGAGCUGUAAAGCCCGUUAUUGUAUUGUCGUACUAUUACUCAUUCUCAAUGUUAGAACUGGAUUUUUAUUUCUCUAA
This is a messenger RNA of Vitis vinifera (wine grape), 1857 nucleotides long. RefSeq names its product bifunctional 3-dehydroquinate dehydratase/shikimate dehydrogenase, chloroplastic. Lineage: Eukaryota; Viridiplantae; Streptophyta; Magnoliopsida; Vitales; Vitaceae. The transcript has 11 exons. Gene Ontology annotation, biological process: chorismate biosynthetic process; shikimate metabolic process. Gene Ontology annotation, molecular function: 3-dehydroquinate dehydratase activity; shikimate 3-dehydrogenase (NADP+) activity; NADP binding. The record is from RefSeq and is a predicted model, not a curated record. Bases 156 to 1724 code for a protein of 522 amino acids.